AUGGUGGCUGCUUCGUUAUUGUUUCUGUUAACAUUCGGCUUUAUAUGUGGAGAAGCUGAAGCACAAAGAAAACUUGUAUACGUGACUGUGGUGAGUAAUAUUACAGUUUUUUUUUAUAACUCUACGGAAGCCGUAUUGAACGCUGCAGCAACUCGUCGACGCACACGAAACUGUAUUCGAAAUUUAGGAGAUUUUACGUUUUCUUUAGUAUCUCUUCACAUACGUGUUUGUCUGCAGAGUCUUUAAGCGUAUUAAAAGUGUUUUGGUACUUGAUGAAUUCGUCUAAUUCAGAAGUCAAUUAGGAGCUUGAGUUUGGUUAUUAUAAACACAGCUGUGUCUGUUUUAAGUGCUUGGGGGGGUCGCAAAACUAAGCCCAUGAUAACGAUACAUUUGCAAUUCUGUAAUUAUCUUUCAACUCAAGGACGACCACAUUAAUUUGCAUCAUGUACACUGAUAAACUGGCGACUUUAUAAUACUGCAAAAAUGGCAAAAUGUUAGAUUAUUAUUAGUAGAAGUAGUAUUUGUAAUAUUGAUAUUAUAGUGCCACUAUAAGAAGUAAUUAAGUUGUGAUGCUGGUUAGCCUUAACUUAAAGGAAGUCUAUUUAAGGAACUGUAUUAUUUAUUUUUAAAGAAAGACAGUUAAUUUAUUGCAUUUUCAACAGUCAGGACUAUGUAAGGUGGAAGUACUGAUACUUUAACUUCCCUCUUACUUAAACAGUCUAAUAUGAAUAUAGGUGUGUCAACAUUAGAAACUAGGUUAACCGAAACAGAUUAAAUGAGGACAUCCAAACCUUCAUGGUUAGGCCAAGUGGAAUACUACCUGCUUGCAAAUACAAGUCUUAACCUGUCAAACCUGCUUCAUCUGUCAUCUUAAAUUAAAUGUCAACUAUGUAAUUAAUACAUUUCACUUUCGUAGACUCAUCCAACAUCAUAGAAAUUCCCCUUCUUCUCUCCGCUCUCCCAAUGCAAGCACAAAGGCACAGCUUAAAAAGGCCCUGGCCAAAGUAUUUACGGGCACAAUCGCCCUGCUCUGAACCUGUCCUCAGCUCAUCAGGAAGGCCUAGAUUACCCGGGAUGAUUCGCAGGUUAGUCAGGGACAUUGAAGUGAUUGUCUUGACAGGAGGACAAUGGGCAGCAUGCAAGCACAAGUCAUUGUGAUUGUAGUGGCAGGACACAAGAAGGUAGAUUAGAAAGAGGGCACUCUGCGCUCCUAAUUGACACAAAUUACAAAGAUGCAGUAUGAAGGCACCUCGUAUUUACAGCACAGUUUUCCUAUGGCUUUGUUUUACCAAGAUCAUGGUCAUGGGGCUGUCAUAAUUUAGGCUACUGGAUUUCUUGCUUUCUUCCAGUUAAUCCCCUUAAAAGAAUUUUGUGGAUUAUUUUACAAAUACUCGAGAAUAAAUGCACAGUCCAGAGGCUGAAUUGACCUCUCAGAGUUGUGUCCUUGUACAGUAAAACUGGUUCUUCAGAGUUAAUGUUAGACCAUUUUGCAUGCUGACUUAUAUAAGAGUCUCUCAGAAAUAUCAACCUUGAUGUUUUCCCAUGCAAAUUUCCUCUCAUCUGCACAAUAACGUUGUGUUUUUUUGCACACUGUGGAUAUCUUGCACCGGAUAAUUACAUCUGUGUGAAAAUUUGGUGUUUUGUAACAAAAUGUUAUCUUCAAAAAUGAGUGCACUCAAGAUAAUUAUAUACAUGCACAAGAUAAGUGACAUUCUCAUACAAGAUGAUUUCAUUUUGCUGUUACAAGUUAUUGUUAAUGUCUUGUGUGCACAAGAUAUAUCUUACGAGAUGAUUUUUGUGUUCAUGAAGUUAAUCAGAAAAUGAAUCACUUGUUUCUAUAAAAUGACUGUUGUAAGCUCAAAAUAGUUAUGCUGUUUGCACAAGAUAAUUAACACGCUCUCUUAAGAUCAUAACUUGGGCGCACAAGAUAAAUCUAAUGAGAUGAUUUUUGUGUUUAUAAAUAUAAUCAGAAAAUGAAUCACUUGUUUCUACAAAAUAACUGUGUUGUAAGCUCAAAAUAGUUAUGCUGUUUGUACAAGAUGAUUAACAUGCUCUCUGAAGAUGAUAACUUAGGCGCACACGAUAGCAGCAACCCCUGCAGACUUACAAAGAACACACAGGUGUUUUAAAAUUUAACUUCAAAAUAGUGUUUUUAAAAGUUUAUCUUUUGGCGCAUUAUCCUGAAAAACUUUUAAAAUGUUGUUGUAAUUUCUUAACAAUACAAAAUCAUGUUUUAUUGUGAGUAGGAUCUGACUCCCAAACAGGGAAUCUGCCACACACGUGGCAAUUGAAACAGCAUCAGCCGUGAUGUUGCGUGUCUUUCAUGUCAACGUGUUGAAGCUCGGGGGAAAAAGUUCACAAAGAGUUCUGAAUACAAAAGUCCUAAAGUUAAACUUUGUUGCUGCUGCAGAGCGUAAUCCUGUCCUCGCACUCAUUCUUAGAAAAGAGCGACAAAGUUAGCUGCUCAGUAGCCAAUUCUGGAUCAUGCUGUAGAUAAGAUUAGGUGUUUCAAAGGGAUAAGCCAGCCUUCAAAUAGAUUUUGCACACUUUAUUCUUCCGUUUUGGACGAGUCAGUCAUGCAUGCUCUUCACCCCAGACAACUGCAAACACUAUUUUCUCCUGUAGCUGCUCAGGGAAUGAAACCUGUAACUGUUCUGCCUGUAAAGAUAGGUCGUGUUGUGGUGUCUGGUUACACGGCCUGAUUGUUCGGCUGUAGAGUUCACAGCAUUCGCUCUAUUAUAAAAAGGAGUGGUUUCAAUAAAGGGCCGUAUCUUCCUCUUUGGUUUCUAGUGUUUAACCAGAGCAAGACAAACAGGAGUUAUAACAUUCCAGCUUCAUUCGUGAAUCUGUGUUUGUUUUUUUUUUAAAGAAAGACAAGAUCAUUACGGUCAGCUGAUUGCGUUUUGAAAAACAGUCACAGAUAAAGCUCGGACAAAGGUUCCGUGUUGAUUCAAGAGUGAUUUGUUGUUAACAGCAGAGGUGAAAGUCGGCUUUGGAAGUCAAACACGAGUCAGGUGAUGGGAGUCGUAUUUGCUCAGAGUCUAUGUAACAGCUUUAUCUAGUGGCUGCUGCAUGACCUUUCACUGAUUCUGCUCAAAUCCAACCCGAGACUUACUACUGACAACAAAUUACAUUAUGGGAAGAACGGAGAAAGCAGGAAGUAAGAAUUUCCCAAACUGUGUCAUGUUUCUUUGUGCCAUUGUUGGAGUUUAUUUCUUUUUUUUAUUGUUGUGUGUCAAGGGUGUCUCUUAUUUGUGUUGUUCCUACAGUUGUUUCGCCAUGGAGACCGGUCACCAGUCAGAGCUUACCCAACAGACCCGUACCAAGAGUCGGCCUGGCCACAAGGCUUCGGGCAGCUGUCACAGGUAUUACAGUCAGCCUCUAACAAUAAAAAACGUUUAUUAUUCCUGGUCUUUUGUCAUUGCGCUAUAGUGCAGUGUGUCAAAUUGUUUGUGUUUUCUCAGGUGGGGAUGAUGCAGCACUUCAACCUGGGCCAGUUCCUGAGGAAAAGAUACAAAGGUUUCCUCAACGACUCCUAUGAAAGACACGAGGUGAGCCCACUUUCAACUCGCCUGAACCCUCUCAGACAGGCAAACAUUUAAGGGGAAAGGGCCUCCGACAUGUGGGUGUUAAACAGGGUCACUGCUGCUGGGAUGCUUAAGACGCGAUCGAUGAUUCAGAGUUGUUUUUCAAGACGGCGGCCUCAGUUCCCCUUUCACAGUUUAUUAGCAAACACCCCAAUGUGUAAACUGCAAAUUGACACAACAGAUCAUCACGAGCGUCUUAUUUGUCCUCAGAUCCUGGUUCGAAGUACUGAUUAUGAUCGCACCCUGAUGAGCGCUGAGGCCAACCUUGCAGGUCAGGCAUCGUCUCCUCCCUUCUAGUAAUCUCUCUACUUGUAUUGUCCACCUAUUGUAAACAGUUUGAAUUGCUCUCUCCUAGGUCUCUACCCCCCAGCUGGUCAGCAGGUCUUCAAUCCAAACCUAAUCUGGCAGCCAAUACCUGUGCACACCGUCCCGCUCAAUGAAGAGAGAGUAUGUACAGCUGCAAACUUCUCUGUAAAAUAUUGAUGAUUCUGAUGGUUUGAAAAUCUUUGAACACUUCAAUCAAACAAUCAAUCAAUCAAAUUUUAUUUAUAUAGCGCCAAUUCACAUCAGAGCAGGUCUAGACCAUGCUCAUUGUUUGAUGAAUUACCAAGACCCAACCUUAAGAUGGGACAGAUUUGACCCAUCUCAUCUAACAUGAGUUACAGUGGCAAAGAAAAACUUCCUUUUAACAGGCAGAAACCUUGGGAAGGACCAGACUCAUGAAGAUAGCGCAACAACCACAUGUCAAAUACUGACACUACAAAAUUUGUGGUUUUAUGGAAAUAGAAGGGUUUCUGUGCAACGUCUCCACAAAUGCAGGUUAAGCCAACUGGAAUGGACUUUGGUUGGAGUAGAAAAGUGAUCUGUGGUCGGACCGCCAUGCUUGUUAUCAGCGUCCAUUCUGGUUCAUAGAUGCAUUAACGCUCAAACCUUGCAUAUUGCAUUAACAUUUUACACAGUGUUCAAACUUUUUGGAGGUUUAGGAAGUAUACAAGAAGUACUUUAAAAAAGUACUCUCUGAAAGUGAAUUAACAGAGUUUCUUUGUCUUCCCUCCAGCUCCUCAUUUAUCCGAUAGCAGACUGUCCUCGCUACCAGCAGCUGAUGAAUGAAACCGAGCACACUGAAGAAUAUCUAAAUGUCACUGCUGAAUAUCGGGUACUUCACAGAUUUAUAAAGUCUCAUAUUUCUCCGGGUUUUGGGGCGACUGGCAUCAUAAGAAGUUAUAAAUCAUUCUGUAACAUUGGUUUUACACCGCCUGGUCCUCUAUGUUGUUUUUUUACUAACUUAUUUUUAAAAAAACUUGAUUUCCUCAGGACAUUAUCGAUCUGGUGAGAAAUAAAACAGGGCUGAACAAGACGGAUGUGCAGUCAGUGUGGUCCGUGUACGACACACUCUUCUGCGAGGUGAGAAACACACACGCAUGGUAGCAACAACCCUGAUGCAGAAGUGCGGUAAUAACUUUUGACACUCUGUCAGCUCUAGUUUCACUUUUGCAACCAAUCUUCUGCGCUGAGACUUUCUUCCAAAUGGUAUUUAAUCACAGGACUGAUGUGAGGAUUUGCUAUUUGAACACAAAAAGCCAAAACAAAAAUGAAAAUGUCAAAGCCGUUAUAACCGUGGGUUCAGAUGAUGUAUCUUACAGGCAUCCAGGUCAUCCCAGAUCUAAGCGCCCCCCUCUCCGAAGCAUAUUUCUUUCUUGAUUUAUUUGAUUUUGAGUGAAUUUAUGGUCUUGAUCACGAGUUUUGAAUCAUUUAGAUAUGACUUAGAAAAUCUGGGCAACAGCAACAGAGCAGUGUAUUCUUCAGAGCACGAAAAGCCGCAGCCAUCUGUCAGUCAAAAUAGAAACAUGAGAAUCUGAUUAAACUCCACAAAUCUAGUGACUCAGUCUAUGUUUCAGACACGCUUCACAAUCUGUUAAAGCCCUAAUAGAGAAGUUAUUUGUAAACUUCCUGUUUUCCGUGGUAAAUUUGCAUGCUUCAUGGUUUGAGCUUGUGAUUUAAUAGGCCACGCCCCUUUUUUUCUCCAGACGGGCCGUUUGAGGAACAAGACUUUGCAGCGUGCAGCAGUUCCAUAUCAGCUUUUUUCAGCGUCGUGUGCUGAUGCUGAAAUAAACUGAUACGGAACUGCUGGACUAAUCAUGAACAUUCAGGCGCGAUGAUAAUAUCUGAGUGAUAUAAAAAUCGUCUGUUUUGAAGUGAAAGUUUGUUAUGAAACGGAGUAAACUGGGUCACUGAAGUCAGCUGCAGAGUUAUGAAGCAGCUAUGUGAGAGAUGGUUGUAGAGAGUGACAGGGUGAGGUGAGGAAGCUGCUGACCAAGUGCAGCUAAGGACAAAAAGGCACUCAGGCCUUUAUUAAAGUCAGCUGUUUUCUAAUGAAUCCUAAUAAUGUGUGUCUUUCAGUCUCGACACAACAAGACGGCUCCGAACUGGGUGACCCCUGACGUCAUGGGGAAGCUGAAGUUCCUCAAGGAUUUUGGAUUUCGGGUAAAUAAAAGAAUUUUAAAGUUCAAGUUAGCGGAGAAGUUGAGGUGUGAAAAGUGAGUUCAAGUUUGAGUGUUUGGUUUUAACAGGCUUCAUUUGGGCUCCACAAACAACAAGAAAAAAGCCGCCUGCUGGGAGGUAAGAGAUUCAUCCUCAGAGGGUUCACAUUCAGAACGUUUCGAUUCAGCUCAAGUUAACCUCACCUGUCCUUUUAGGUGUCCUGCUGGGAGAAAUAGUGAAGAACCUUACCAAGAUGGCCGAUCCAGACCCCAAACAGAAACUCAGACUGAUGAUGCUGUCAGCGGUGAGCAAAUGAACAACGCUGAACAAACGGAUUUAUAACACGCUCUGUUUCCAUGUUCAAAACCCAAUUCCAUUGAAGUUGGGAAAUUGUGAUAAACGUAAAUAAAAACAGAAUACAAUGAUUUGCAAAUCCUUUUCAACCUAUAUUCAAUUGAAUACACUACAAAGACAAGAUAUUUAAUGUUCAAACUCUUAAACUUUAUUUCUUUUUUGCAAAUAAUAAUUAACUCAGAAGUUCAUGGCUGCAACACGUGCCAAAGUAGUUGGACAGGGGCAUGUUUACCACUGUGUUUCAUCACCUUUCCUUUUAACAACACUCAAUAAACUUUGUGAACUGAGGAGACUAAUUGUUGAAGCUUUGAAGGUGAAAUUCUUUCCCAUUCUUGCUUGAUGUACAGCUCCAGUUGUUCAACAGUCCGGGGUCUCCGUUGUCGUAUUUUACGCGUCAUAAUCGAGUCGAGUACUUGCACUCUUUCACCAAGAAGCCAUGCUGUUGUAACACGUGCAGAAUGUGGCUUGACAUUGUCUUGCUGAAAUAAACAGGGGUGUCCAUGAAAAAGACGUUGCUUGGAUGGCAGCAUAUGUUGCUCCAAAACCUGUUGUACCUUUCAGCAUUAAUGUUGCCUUCACAGAUGUGUAAGUUACCCAUGCCUUGGGCACUGAUGCACCCCCAUACCAUCACAGAUGCUGGCUUUUGAACUUUGCGUCGAUAACAGUCCGGAUGGUUCUUUUCCUCUUUGUCCCGGAGGACACGACGUCCACUAUUUCCAAAAACAACUAGAAAUGUGGACUCGUCAGACCACAGAACACUUUUCCACUUUGCAUCAGUCCAUCUUAGAUGAGCUCGGGCCCAGAGAAGCCGGCGGCUUUUCUGGAUGUUGUUGAUAAAUGGCUUUCACUUUGCAUAGUAGAGUUUGAACUUGCACUUACAGAUGUAGCGACGAACUGUAACUGGUUUUCUGAAGUGUUCCUGAGCCCAUGUGGUGAUAUCCUUUACACAUUGAUGUCGGUUUUUGAUACAGUGCCGCCUGAGGGAUCGAAGGUCACGGGCAUUCAAUGUUGGUUUACGGCCGUGCCGCUUACGUGCAGUGAUUUCUCCAGAUUCUCUGAACCUUUUGAUGAUAUUAUGGAUUGUAGAUGUUGAAAUCCCUAAAUUCCUUGCAAUUGUACUUUGAGAAACAUUGUUCUUAAACUGUUCGACUAUUUGCUCACGCAGUUGCUCACAAAGUGGUGAACCUCGCCCCAUCCUUGCUUGUGAAUGACUGAGAAUUUUUGGGGAAGCUGCUUUUAUACCCAAUCAUGGCACCCACCUGUUCCCAAUGAGCCUGCUCACCUGUGGGAUGUUCCAAAUAGGUGUUUGAUGAGCAUUCCUCAAAUUUCUCAGUAUUUUUUUCCACCUUUCCCAACUUCUUUGUCACGUGUUGCAGCCAUCAAAUUCUGAGUUAAUUAUUAUUUGCAAAAAAGAAAUAAAGUUUAUGAGUUUGAACAUUAAAUAUCUUGUCUUUGUAGUGUAUUCAGUUGAAUAUAGGUUGAAAAGGAUUUGCAAAUCAUUGUAUUCUGUAUUUCCUAACUUCAAUGGAAUUGGGGUUUUGUAUGUCAGACCACUUCAUGUGCAUGUGUGUGUGCGUUUGUUUCCCAGCAUGACACCACUGUAGCUGCCCUCCAGGCCAGCUUAAACGUCUUCAACGGACGACAGCCGCCCUACGCCUCCUGCCACAUAUUUGAGCUCUACAGGGACGAGAACGGGUAAGACACUUGCUCCUAAAAGAUCUAAAGAUUUUGGUUGUUUUUUCUCAUCAUUUAAAGCUAUAUUUAGUUAGAAAUAGAGAAUUUUGACAUAAUUCAUGUUAAAAAUGAUCUAAAAACAGCUCAUUUCUCUCUGUGUGUCCCCUCAGCUCUGCUUCAGUCUCCAUGUUUUACCGUAAUGACAGCAAAGUGGAUCCAUACCCUAUUCAGCUGCCAGGCUGCACCCUACAGUGCCCUCUGGAGGACUUUGUGAAUAUUACAAAACCUUCUAUUUCAGACGACAGGGACAAGGAGUGUCAGCUGCCUUCAGAGGGGAGAGAUACAGGUGAGAAACAUUUUCAUGUACAAGGACAAAAAGUCUGAUUUUUCUGAUCUAUUUAUUCUGAUUUAUUCUCCCGUCUCCUCCCACAGAGGUCAUCAUCAGCCUGGCGCUGUCCGGCUUCCUCCUCCUCCUCCUCAUCGCCCUCCUCCUCGGCGUCAUCUGCUGGCAGAAGGUGCCAUCCAACAACCGCGGGUAUCAACAUGUGAUCAACCAAGAGCUCGGCGUGGAGUCCUGA
Messenger RNA from Xyrichtys novacula (pearly razorfish), 8674 nucleotides. NCBI's taxonomy places the organism in Eukaryota, Metazoa, Chordata, Actinopteri, Labriformes, Labridae. The record is from the annotation of a GenBank genome assembly.